Messenger RNA from Osmerus eperlanus (European smelt), 4017 nucleotides. It is a transcript of the gene ahr1a, whose product is annotated as aryl hydrocarbon receptor 1a. Gene Ontology annotation, cellular component: nucleus. The record is from RefSeq and is a predicted model, not a curated record. The coding region runs from base 154 to 2754 and encodes 866 amino acids. Gene Ontology annotation, biological process: regulation of DNA-templated transcription; xenobiotic metabolic process; response to xenobiotic stimulus. The transcript is spliced from 11 exons. Gene Ontology annotation, molecular function: protein dimerization activity. Lineage: Eukaryota; Metazoa; Chordata; Actinopteri; Osmeriformes; Osmeridae.
UAACGCACGCGUAUUGAAACGCAGAGGACGAGAACCCCUCCUUGCUAGUAUUAGCUAAGUAAAAUGUAACACCGCCGGUUAAGUGUUAUGGAAACAGAUUUGUAAAGUUGGCAGGUCGGAAGAGGCAAUCGACACAUCUGUAGAACUUGAAAAAUGAAUACGAAUGGCAAUAUUUAUGCAAGUCGCAAGAGGAAAAAGCCACAGAAAAGUGUUAAGCCAGCUCCUGAAGGCGCUACAACUAAUCCCUCUAAAAGACACCGGGAUCGUUUAAAUGGGGAGUUGGAGCGAAUUGCCAACCUGCUACCUUUCCCUCGAGAUGUUAUAUCCAAACUAGAUAAACUGACUGUCCUAAGGCUCUGUGUCAGCUACCUGCGUGCAAAGAGUUUCUUUAAUGCGACCCUAAAAUCCACCACCAAAGAGGGUAAUAGCCUGAAAAAAGUCGGACCAGAACUCCCCGAGGGAGAGCUUCUGUUGCAGGUGCUGAAUGGGUUCAUACUGGUAGUGACUGCGGGCGGAACCGUGUUCUACGUGUCCUCAAACAUUCAGGAUUACCUCGGCUUCAACCAGUCAGAUGUCAUCCACCAGAGUGCUUACGACCUCAUCCACACUGAAGACAGGGGUGACUUUCAGAGACAGCUCCAUUGGGCCCUAAACCCUACCGCCCCUCUAGACACUGGACAGCUAGUGACAGGUUCUGACGAGUCAGGGCCUCCACUGACAUACUACGACCCAGAGGUCCUUCCACCUGAGAACUCUGCCUUCCUGGAGCGCAACUUCGUAUGCAGGUUACGCUGUCUGCUGGACAACUCUUCUGGAUUCAUUGCCCUCAACCUUCAGGGACAUCUGAAGUUCCUGCACGGUCAGAACGAGAGGGCAAAGGACGGCACCCCCAUCCCCCCCCAGCUUGCACUGUUUGCCCUGGCCACCCCCCUGCAGCCACCCUCCAUCCUUGAAAUCCGAACCAAAAACUUGAUCUUCCGAACCAAACACAAGCUGGACUUCACCCCUACCGACUGCGAUGCCAGAGGCAAGAUCGUGCUGGGCUACACCGAGGCAGAGCUGUGCGAACGGGGCUCGGGGUACCAGUUCAUCCACGCAGCAGACAUGCUGCACUGCGCCGAGUACCACAUUCGAAUGAUGAAGACCGGGGAGAGUGGACUGACUGUGUUCAGGUUGCUGACCAAGAACAGUGGCUGGAUGUGGGUUCAGGCCAACGCCCGGCUGGUCUACAAGAAUGGCCAGCCAGACUGCAUCAUUGCUUCCCAGAUAGUCCUUACGGAGGAGGAGGGGAAGGAGGACCUCCGAAAACGGACCCUGGAACUUCCCUUCUGUUUCACCACCGGCGAGGCCGUGCUCUACGACACCACCUUCCCCAAGACCCUCCGGGACGGUCUCUCGGGGGACUCCGGCGCCCCACGGAGCGACGACCUCAACAGCCAGACCGCCAAACCCCUCGAUCCAGACUCGCUGCUGGGCUCUCUGCUGAAGCAGGACGAAUCGAUCUACGUGUGCGUCGCCACGGCGAACCAGCCGGCACGGGCUCCUUCUCCUCAGGAGGAGCCCGCAGGCCUGCCCGAGGAGGAAGGGGGGGGCAUCUUCUCCAGCAGGUGGCAGGAGAGCUUCCUCUCCCUGCCUGAGAUGGCUCUGUUCAAGCAGGAGCCCCAGGGCGUCCCGUCUGGGGACAGCAUGGACGGGGAGCUCUGGAGGUUCAUGAGAACCCUGGGCGUCGGCAGGGAGGACCUGGAGAUCUUCCAGCAGGACGACGUGUUCCUCAACGUGGACCUGGGAGGACGAGGCGGCUGUCCGGACGCCACGGAUGAGAUCCUGACCUACGUGCAGCAGUCUCUGGGGAGGUCCGACUGUGUGUUGUCCUACAGCGCCAGGGUAGGGGAUCAGGACCCCAGCUUUGCCUGUCUGGAGCAGCAGAUCCCCAUGCAGCUAAACCAGCUGUCCGGGGAGCAACCGUCAGCCAAGCAUCCACAGCCCUUCCCAGACCCUCAAUGGAGGCCCCAAAAAUCCCAGCCCCUUAUGGUCCACCAACCUCUGGAACAGUACCAACAGUACCAGGCACGGCCUCAGAAACUCAAAUCCCCCCUGAACACACCCCACCAAGAACUCCAUCUCCCACGGCCGCCCCUAAGCGGACAAGGGUCCGUCGAGGGUCGGAGCCCCCAGCCUAUCCCUUCACAGCUGCUAGGUCCCAGACCGAUGCACAUGCAGGUGAGCGAGGCUCAGGUGAGCAAGGGCCACUCGCAAAGCCAACAGGCAGGAUCAGCCGCCCACAGCCUGGAGAUCCCUCCGCUGUUCCAUCCGGGCCUGCUGAGGCCCAGCCAACCCCAUCGCCAGCACCUCUGCCUGGGGGAACCCACCGCGGGCCUCCCCCUCAACAAUCAACUGAACACGGUGUCAGUGAGCUGUCCUCCCCAGCUAUCCACCUGUGUGGCCCCGGGUCCCCAGAGGCGGGGGGUGGUGGGGGACGCCUCUCCUCAAGACUUGGAGGAGCUGCUGAGCAGCCUGGACUCAGGGCAGCCUCUGGGGCAGGAUGGGGGAGAGGCAUGCUGGGGUCUGGAGGCCAGGAGCGUGUACCAGCUCCACCUGACUGACCCCCAUCUCUCCAGCCCGGGCCCGGCUCCGUACAGCCACCCUCAGGUGCUCGGUCUGGUCAGGGGCACAGAACAGCCCUUCCUUAUACAGAAUGGCAGCUGUGGGAUCCUCCAGGAGACUAGCUCUGCAUCCCCAACAGAAGGAGACUAGACUUCCAGAGCAGCCAAAGCACCAGGCCCCUGCUAACAGCUGGCCCUGCCCACACCGCUCUCUGAGGGGAUUCGGAUGAGCCUGAGGCCCUGGAGCCACAUAUACAAAGACCAGAUGCUCCACCCCAGGGCCCGGAGAAGAGGAGAGGAGAGAGGCUGUGGAAACUGUCCCAAGGCCAGCUUAUCACUACCAGGCUGAGCCGGGGCCUGAGCCGGGGCCUGAGCCGGGGCCUGAGCCGGGGCAAGCCCCACAGACCCACGGCUGCAAACGGAGCCAAGACAGAGAAGCAGAAAGGCACUGGAUUUUAGGAAUGUAUCGUGCCAACUAACGGAAUGUGAUGUUGGAAGGUGUUGUUUUAUUGAUGAACUACUGUCCCGGACAAUGAGAUGUGAAUACUAUACAAUGCACUACCUUCCCUUGGGGUAAUUAAGAUGAGAUGUCAAAUGUUCUUUACCUUCUUGUAGCAUUAUGACCAUAGACAAUGAGGAAAGCCAAGUUUUGUAUGUCACAAAUAUUAAUUAUGCUUUUUGUCUUUGAAGCACUUUAAUGUAGAUUUAAUCUACAGAAUGGAGGCUUAAACUACAUUAUCAAUCCAAAUAUAUGAUCUGGUAUAGGAUAUUGCUACAUGCCAGUUUGAAAAACAAAUGAUCUUUGAUGUUUUAGAUUUUUGUACAAUAUUCGUAAGUCAUCCGUUUUCUCUGUUGUCUUCUAAUGCUCAAUUUCCCAAGUGCAACAAUUUCAACAUAAUUAAGAAAUGAAUAAUGUAUUUUUUAAGCUAUAAUGGAUUCACAGCACACACAGUACGAGGUCUUACAAUUUCCAGAAGGCCUAAAUUGAAAUCUUUACUCAACUGUACUCACGUUACAGUUACCCUUUCUUUUUUUUGCAACGUAUGCAACUUGCAGUGAUGAUAAUUAUUCCACCUUGAAUAGUAAACAUUGACCAAAUAACAGGCUGAAUGAGCUCAAAUUGAUGUUUGAUGGGUUUUGGUCAAAAUAUCUAUUUUGAUGUACGAAGGUUUUCAUCAUUUACAUCAUACUGCACUUUUAAUUGAGGUAAAUCUCAAAUGUAGCACUGUUUUUUAAAACUGAGCCUAUUUGGGCUACAAGUGCAAUAAUCAGUCAACUUUAUGGUUAAUUUCUUCUGUAAAAAAUAAUGCUAUUGAGAGUUGUAUAAACGUAAUUAUUGAACAAUUUGGUUCAUUGUUUGUCGAUCCAAUUUCAGGUGUAUGAAAUUAGAAAUUUUAAAUGAAGUCUAACAUCA